Botrytis fragariae is the source of this 1509-nucleotide messenger RNA. RefSeq lists its product as uncharacterized. The transcript has 3 exons. Gene Ontology annotation, cellular component: mitochondrion. NCBI's taxonomy places the organism in Eukaryota, Fungi, Ascomycota, Leotiomycetes, Helotiales, Sclerotiniaceae. The record is from RefSeq and is a predicted model, not a curated record. Gene Ontology annotation, molecular function: protein-arginine omega-N symmetric methyltransferase activity. Bases 1 to 1509 code for a protein of 502 amino acids.
AUGGACUCCCCAAUUGUGGCGCAACUGUUUCGGCAGCUAUUCCGACACAAGAACUGUGAGGUCUUGCGAUCUCAUUCUUCGUUGUCUCCUCGAGUAUGGAAUGGCCAUGAUUCGCAGUUGAGAUGUUUGUCGACCACAAGUAGGAGGGGCAGAGGGGUGAAGGAGACAAGCAAGAAUGAAAGCCAUUGGCAGCAGAGAACGGAUAUCUUUCCGAUAGAUAUGAUGGAGGAAUUCAAUAAGUAUCCUAUGGUUACAGCGGAUCAGUUGCGGGGGAGGAGAGAAAGACCAAGGCGUGUGAAGAUGCUCACACGAGAUUUCAUCGAAGAUAGUUUAUACAAUCCGUCUUAUGGAUACUUCUCCAAGCAAGUCGUUAUCUUUACUCCUGGCGAACCUUUCGACUUUAACUCCCUCGAAGAUGAACCAGCCUUUCACCGUCUCCUGGGACAACGAUACACCGAGUUCGAGGACGAGUUGGAUCUCAAGUCUCCUAAUGAAACUCGCCAAUUAUGGCAUACGCCAACAGAGCUCUUCAGACCCUACUAUGGUGAAGCUAUAGCCCGGUAUUUGAUCAAUAAUUACAAAAUAUCGCAGUACCCAUACCACGACCUCAUAAUCUACGAAAUGGGUGCUGGAAAUGGUACUCUUAUGCUCAAUAUACUCGACUAUAUUCGUGCCACAGAACCUGAGGUCUACGCCCGUACAAAGUUCAAGAUCAUUGAGAUAUCCAGCAACCUCGCAUCGCUACAAAAGUCGCACCUGUUACGGAAUGCCAAUUCUCGAGGACACUCGUCUAAAGUUGAGAUUAUUAACAAAUCAGUUUUCGAAUGGAACCAGAUAGUUCCCUCACCAUGUUUCUUCCUCGCCAUGGAAGUUUUCGACAACUUUGCUCACGACUCUAUUCGAUACGACCCUGUUACUGAAGAGCCUCUUCAGGGUACAGUCUUGAUAUCCAACACUGGCGACUUUUACGAAUUCUACACUCCCACCAUCGAUCCGAUAGCAUCUAGAUUCCUUCGCGUACGACACGCUGCUACCAAUGGAAAAUACCCACACCCCCUUCCGCAGAACAAAUUAGUGAAGACUUUGAGGAACAAUAUGCCAUUCGCUCCGAAUCUCAGUCAGCCGGAAUAUAUACCCACGAGACUAAUGCAGUUCUUCGAUAUUCUGGCCAAGUAUUUCCCGGCGCAUAGAUUAGUAACAAGUGAUUUUCAUUCGCUGCCGGACACGAUCAAGGGAGUCAAUGCACCGGUUGUACAAACGAGAUAUAAAAGAAGAACAGUCCCUGUUACGACGCCUUUUGUGCAUCAAGGAUACUUUGACAUACUGUUCCCUACUGACUUCGCUGUUAUGGAUAACGUGUACAGAGCCAUCACGGGAAAGUUCACACAAGUAUUAUCACAUGAAGAAUUUUUGAACCGAUGGGCUUAUGUGGAACAGACGGAGACCAAGAACGGGGAGAAUCCUCUCUUGACGUGGUAUAAGAAUGCCAGUGUUCUUACCACUGUAUGA